AUGAAAGCUUCGAUUUUCCUCGCCGUCACAUCUCCCAGUUUCGCGGACAUUUUUCGUGGUCACGUGAAAAGAGAACUGACUGGCAGUUGGAUUCGCUCGAUAAACAAACAGCCCAAGAAUGCAAGAGGAGGAAAAGCACUUGUUGAAGAGUCGCUUCGAGCGGAAGAUACCAGCGAUUUUCGACCGUUGGCAGCGAUGAUGAUGUUUCUGAUGACUGAAAAUGGCAAAUACAAAUACGAUUCUAGCGACAAGCAAGAUUUCUCAGAAGAACUUCGCGAGCUGGAAAAACAAUACACCAAUUACGGCUGCUACUGCUGGAUUGACGGCGCUGAUGCUGGAGUCAUUGGCGGCGGAAAACCAGAGGACGCGACAGACUUCCACUGCAAAGAGCUUUACCGUUGCUACAAAUGCGUCGGCCUCGACUACGAUUCCGACUAUGCCAACUUGACUUACACGGCUGAGUUGAGAAACAACCCAUUUGACCGGCAAAUCGAUUGCUCAAUGAACGCAAAAGAAGAUGCUCAGAACAUUUGCGAGUGCGACAAACGAUUUGCUGAAAGCAUUGCUCAAACUCGUCAAGAUUGCGAAACAGGAAUAAGUGCUUCAGAAAAAGGAGGAACCUGCAUGAACCCAAAACUCCGAACAAUGACUGGAGGUGGCGAUUUCGUCCCCCGAAGCCAGUGCCAAAAGGAGUUCAUGAACAUGGACCGAGACAAAUGCUGCGGAAUCUACCCAAAUCGACGACCGUACUCCUCCACUGAGCAAGAAUGCUGCGAAAUCGACCAGUCCGCCUUCGUCGGUGAAAUUUCCGGACGACUGUUGGAAUAUUCCGUCACGAAAAUGGACACUUGCGAGGAGCAAAAAGGCGGGAGAGUAGUCCAAAGCGCACAGGGCAAUCCUCAUGUCUAUUUUGAGCUCAAAUAA
Molecule: messenger RNA, 924 nt
Organism: Oikopleura dioica
Lineage: Eukaryota; Metazoa; Chordata; Appendicularia; Copelata; Oikopleuridae
Source: the annotation of a GenBank genome assembly